AUGACGUCGAAUGAGGGAUUUCUACGCGACAUCAUUUUCAAUCCAUCAAAAUCUGUAACCUAUCGUCCGAUUCCGAACAAACAAAUGGCUGAAGUUGCGAUCACGAACAAUGAAAAAACCGCAAUCAUCUAUAAAUGGAAAUCCACUCGUCCCGGGUUGUACAAAAUGCGGCCAGUUUAUGGUGUGCUUGGACCUGGUGACAAAAGCAGUGUGAACCUCUUUUGCAAAGGUGUCAAAGAUGCGCAAAAUGCGCCGAUUACGGAUAGAUAUACGUGUGUUUUGGCGGCAUCGCCGAGUGCGAAUGUGAAUCCGGAGAGUAUUUGGAGCAAUCACAAGUAUCAGCAGAAAUUGGCGCAGACGGGGAAAUUGAGGAAGAUCAAGUUGAUGAUUGUUUAUCAGGGGGUGAAUGAUAAGGAGAAGGAGAAGAAUCAGACGGAGGAGUGUGAUGAGGAGAAUGAGAAGGAUCGAGUUGGCAAAAUGAGACAGAAGAAGAAGGCGGAUGGGAAGGCGGAGGAGAAGGCGAAGGAUACGAGAAAGGUGUGCGAAAUUUCGAAAAAUCGAGAGUUUAGACGCUGAAACCUAGCUUAAACGCGAUUUUCAUGCAAAUCUAAUAGCAUAGGGUUGUUCAGCAGUGUCGAUUAUAUAAAUUGUGUAAUCGACCAUGCUCAACAACCCUUUGUUAUCAGAUUUGUAUAAAAAACAUUUUGAAGCUUGGUUUCAGCGUCUAAUUGCAAUUUCUGCGAAGAUGAGAAUUUUGCCACGUCAUAACUCAUAACAGGCAAUUUUAGACAGUGAAAUCGUGAUCAGCGGGUCAAAAACUACUAAUCUCAUCAUCUUCCAGAAAGCCACUCUUGUCAUGUUCACACGAAAAGAUGGCGAUUCAGCAAGUGGCGAAGACGAUGGACCGGAUGACACUGCAAUCACUGCACCCCAGCAACAAGUUCAGUGGAUGAAUCUAUUGAAACCUGUCGCUGACGCUGGUGUCUAUCAAAAUAAGCAGAUUGCAAACAAUCCACAACCAAUUCCUGGACAUCCUGGUGCAAUUGCGGCGGCUGCGAAAUCCAAGUCGAAGACUAAUUUGGCACCAGCACCGGCUGCUCCUCGUCCGCCACCUCCAGCGCAAUCUCCAGCACCGCCAGCUCCAGUUUCCGCUCCAAUUUCUGCAGCAACAACAAGUUCUGCUGCUUCUGCAGCUCCACCAGUUGCUGCGAAAUCAUCGAAUGCAUCGCUCACCAAAGGCACUGGAGCUGCACCAACUUCUGUUGCUCUUGGUGUCGCUGGAACUGCUGAUAAUGUGCCGAUAGCUGCCAAAUCGUCGGCAACAAAUGCGCCGAUCGGAGUCAAAUCUUCGGGAACUAGUGGAAUGCAGGCGGCGCCUGAAAAACAAGCUUCACAGACUAACCAGCAACAACCGAAAGAUCCGAAAUCGAUUUUCUAG
Molecule: messenger RNA, 1438 nt
Organism: Caenorhabditis angaria
Lineage: Eukaryota; Metazoa; Nematoda; Chromadorea; Rhabditida; Rhabditidae
Source: the annotation of a GenBank genome assembly